AAUCCACCUCUCCUCCCUCGCCUCUCUCACCUUCGUCUUCUCCCGCUCCGAAACGCUUGCAAGAGAAGAGAAGAGAGAGAGAUGAGCACUUACUACAACCAGAAUCAUCCGCCGGUCGGCGCCCCUCCCCCGCAAGGGUACCCGAAAGUCGAAGGCUAUCCUCCUCCAGGGUAUCCGGCGCAGGGUUACGCGCCACAGGGGUAUCCUCCACAGGGAUAUCCUCCGCAGCAAGGAUAUGGCCAGCCGGCCCAGCCCUACUACGAGGAGCAGCGCCGUCGGAAGGACACCGGCUUUCUUGAAGGAUGCUUAGCGGCACUUUGCUGUUGCUGUCUGCUGGAUGCGGUUUUCUGAGGUGGGCUCGAGGCAACGGCGCGGAUUUAGGGGAAAGAUCGUUCUGGUUUCCAUCUCUGCCGGUUGGAUGGCGGAGUUAGUGUCGGGAACUAUCAGGAUGAUUUGGCUGUGAUGUCUUUAGUUAUUGAACGAUCUCUGUUGAAUCGUUGAUGUAUAUAUCUGGAGACUAUUGUUACUUUUCUUAUUCACGGAUUAUGAGACAUGUGCCUUUUCUGAGCUCGUUUGAUUUA
This is a messenger RNA of Eucalyptus grandis, 581 nucleotides long. Its product is annotated as cysteine-rich and transmembrane domain-containing protein WIH1. Gene Ontology annotation, cellular component: plasma membrane. Bases 82 to 351 code for a protein of 89 amino acids. The transcript has 3 exons. The record is from RefSeq and is a predicted model, not a curated record. NCBI's taxonomy places the organism in Eukaryota, Viridiplantae, Streptophyta, Magnoliopsida, Myrtales, Myrtaceae.